Pseudomyrmex gracilis is the source of this 1329-nucleotide messenger RNA. Its product is annotated as gamma-aminobutyric acid receptor alpha-like. Gene Ontology annotation, biological process: regulation of membrane potential; chemical synaptic transmission; nervous system process. Bases 86 to 1264 code for a protein of 392 amino acids. The record is from RefSeq and is a predicted model, not a curated record. Lineage: Eukaryota; Metazoa; Arthropoda; Insecta; Hymenoptera; Formicidae. Gene Ontology annotation, cellular component: neuron projection; membrane; synapse. The transcript is spliced from 8 exons. Gene Ontology annotation, molecular function: GABA-A receptor activity; extracellular ligand-gated monoatomic ion channel activity; neurotransmitter receptor activity.
AUCAUCAACGAGAACGGAACACGUGCGCUCCCGAAACUUCGUCAGAGCCAAGAGAAGAUCCUUACCUGACGAGUCAAUCCCGAAGAUGACAUCGAAAAAACUGUCGCUUUUUGUUGUUCUCGUGCCGCUUACUAUGUGCAAGUAUCGUUAUCACGCGUUUGAGAUCAAAGCGGCGUCGGGUUUCACAUCGCCCAAAUCUGAAUCGACGCUAACGAUAGACCGGAUGCGCAGAGCUGCCUUGAACGAUGUCGUCUCGAAGAACAUCACUAUGGUUCUCGAGAACCUGCUGAUGAACUACGAAAACAGUCAGUUGCCCACGCACGGUAAAGGCGUGCCCACAGUGGUGAAGACCAAUAUUUUAAUUAGAAGUAUGGGUCCGGUGUCCGAGCUUGACAUGGAUUACUCCAUGGAUUGCUACUUCCGGCAGUCGUGGCGCGACUCGCGACUGAGUUUUCUGGAUCCGAGUCCCGGAAUCAAGUCCCUCAGCCUCAGCAUCAAAAUGCUCGAGAGAAUUUGGCGUCCCGAUACGUAUUUCUACAACGGCAAGCACAGUUACGUGCAUACGAUCACCGUGCCGAACAAAUUGCUAAGGAUCUCCCAGCACGGCGACAUAUUGUACUCCAUGAGGCUCACUAUCAAAGCUAAGUGUCCUAUGGAACUGAGGAACUUCCCCAUGGAUCGUCAAUUCUGUCCGUUGAUAAUCGGAAGCUAUGCGUACACGUCGGGACAAUUGAUUUACGAGUGGCAGGAAGGCUUAUCGGUGAACUUCGUGCCUGGAAUGGCACUUUCGCAAUUCGACUUAAUGGGCUCGCCGUAUAGAAAUCUCACGUAUGUUCGUCGCGAGGGCGAAUUCUCCGUGCUGCAGGUGUCUUUCAAUCUUCAACGGCAUACCGGCUACUUUCUAAUACAAGUUUACGUACCCUGCGUUUUAAUAGUCGUGCUGAGUUGGGUGUCUUUUUGGAUUCAUCGCGAGGCGACGAGCGAUCGAGUGGGUUUAGGUAUCACCACCGUCUUGACGCUAUCAACGAUAAGCCUCGAUUCCAGAACGGAUCUGCCAAAAGUUAGAUACGCCACCGCUCUGGAUUGGUUUCUCCUGAUGAGUUUCGGUUACUGCAUCGCCACCCUCUUGGAGUUCGCUGGUGUUCAUUACUUUACGAAGGUGACAACUGUGAUUCUGCGUAUCUCGCAAUGUUUCAUCUCUGUUCAACAGUUUCCUCGCUUUGCAGCGGAAAUCUUACAUCUCGAGAAGUUACGGGAUAUCUGAGAGGGGAGAGGGGAAACAGGGGAAAGAAAGAUGGAUUAGAAUUUAAUUAAUAGAUUGGAUGUCGA